ACUUUCUACUCUUGUAUCUCAGGUGUCAAAUACCUUGACGAAUGCCCGUUGGAACCGCGGAUUCCCAUAUACCAUCUGGUGGGCGGAUGUUUUGGUGCUUUGAAGAUAGCAUUGGCGCUGUGGAGGACUAUACAGUUACGCCACCAAGAAAGCGUGGACAAUCUGUACGAGGCUGUGGGCAGCGAGCGAGGCUUGACUACACGCACGUACAGAAGCAUGAACAUACUCCUGUCCCUCUUCCUCCUCACCUGGCACAUCCUGGGCUCCGUGUGGGUCAUGGGCAUCUGGAAACCGCGGUUCAAACCCCUUCUGCACAGGCCCAACCAGUGGUGCGAGCGCUCCUUGUACUUCUUCAGCAUAGCCGUGAUCGUGGGCGUGUACGCCUUGAUGGUGCUGGUCCUCAUGGGCUUCUGCUGCCUGUCGCUCGUCUACAGGUCCAGCACCGCGCGCCGGAGAGCUAAUCGAUAGUGCGAGGACUUUACUUUCUGCUGUUGUUGCUAUUGUAUAUUAUUACUAUUAUGAUAUUCUCUUUGUUAUCAUCAUGCUGGUGUUGUCG
Messenger RNA from Aplysia californica (California sea hare), 556 nucleotides. RefSeq names its product transmembrane protein 272. The annotation marks the transcript as partial. The transcript is spliced from 2 exons. The record is from RefSeq and is a predicted model, not a curated record. NCBI's taxonomy places the organism in Eukaryota, Metazoa, Mollusca, Gastropoda, Aplysiida, Aplysiidae.